CUACCUGUUACCUUCCUCAGAAGAAGAGCGAGACUACCGCUGUAGACGGCCCUUAUUUAAUUUGUGAAUGGCUGGAAUCUUCUACCUUCGGAUUCGAGAGUCUGUAUCCCCCUUUGAACUGCGGCGGCUUGCCCUACAGCUGAACAGGUACAUGUUGAAGAUUAAGGGAGCUGUUCCUGCAUCCAUAGAAAUGAAGGCUUAAAUUACUAGUCUCUUGAAUUUUGGAUUUACGAAUGAUCAAGGACCUAAACAUAUCCUCUAAAGUGUUUGCUCUGGAUUUAGUGGCUCUUGAGAGUGCAAGCUGUGUGCCACUCCCUGCUGUUACCUGACUUUUGCUGUGCCAUGGAUACUGAAUCAACCUACUCUGGAUAUUCCCACUAUUCAGGUCACUCCAGAAAAAUUCAGACACAAGGGAGCUGGGACAGGCAGAAAUCACCAUGGAAUAAAGAUGGCAAUCAUUCAGAGAAAUCUGUUACCAUCCAGACCCCACCUGCAGACCCCUUGGUGGAGAAGGAGUCUUCUCGAGCAGAAGAAAUGCAAGAUGAUAAUUGGGGUGAAACCACAACAGUCAUUACAGGUACUUCAGAACACAAUGUGUCCCAGGAGAAUAUUGCCAAGAUCAGCAAGGACUUGGAGGACAGUGGUUGCCUAGACUGCAGACGCCAUCUCAUCAUAACUGUGGCAGCUGUCCUGGGACUUCUUGUUUUCCUUACUCCCAUUGCCUUCAUCCUGCUCCCGCAGAUCCUGUGGAGAAACGAUUUAGAGUCAUGUGGCACGGCUUGCGAAGGACUUUUUAUUUCUGUGGCAUUCAAACUUCUGAUCCUCUUGAUUGGUACCUGGGCUCUCUUUUUUCGGCAGCCCAAGGCCAACCUCCCACACAUGCUUGUAUUCCACACCCUAAUUUUGAUCCUCAUAUUUCUACUACUCUUUUCCUACUGGCUCUUCUAUGGCAUUCGCAUUUUGGAAUCUAAAGACAUCAGUUACCAGGGAGUUGUGCAGUUUGCUGUGUCACUAGUGGAUGCUCUUCUUUUUGUUCACUAUCUUGCUAUUGUGGUGCUGGAGCUGAGACAGCUGCAACCAACAUUUACACUCAAGGUGGUUCGAUCAACCGAUGGAGAAUCGCACUAUUAUAACUUGGGACAUUUGAGUAUCCAGCAUGCUGCUUUAGUCAUUCUGGAAAAUUACUACAGAGAUUUUGCUGUCUAUAACCCUGUGCUGCUAACAGCUUCCAAAGCACGAUCAACGAAACAUCGGGCAGGCCUGAAGGUCCAUGGUGUGGAUGGGCUAGAAAACAAUGCCACCGAGCAGUCCAGGGCCAUGGUUGCUGCUGCUGCUCACCGCAGAGAUUCUGGUCAUAAUGAACUCUACAGUGAAGAGGCUGACUAUGAGAAAAGGGUGAGAAAGUGUCGAGCAAGGCUUGUGAUAGCAGUUGAGGAAGCUUUCACCCACAUUAAGCGUAUACAGAUUGAAGAACAACAGAAAACUCCAGGGGAAGUCAUGGACCCACGAGAGGCUGCUCAGGCCAUCUUCCCCUCCAUGGCAAGAGUGCUGCAGAAGUACCUACGAACUACACAGCAACAGCACUACCAUACCAUGGAGAGCAUCCUACAACAUUUGGCUUUCUGUAUUGCAAACAACAUGACCCCAAAGGCUUUUCUGGAACGUUAUCUCAGUCCAGGCCCAACUCUGCAGUACGACAAGGAACAGUGGUUCUCCAAAAACUGGACACUCAUAAGUGAGGAAGCUGUUACCAAAGGUUUAAGAGACGGUGUGGUAUUUAUCCUUAAGGGCUUGGACUUCAGCCUUGUCAUUGUGGUGAAGAGAAUUCCCUUCAUCAAACUCUCAGAGGAGUUCAUAGACCCUAAAUUUCACAAGUUUUCCUUUCACUUGCAGUCUGAAACAUCAAUUUAAGGGACCUUCUAUGUUUGGGUAAGGGAAUUAAUAUUUCUGACUUUAUACAUUCAGGUCUGUAGGUUUGGGGGUUUUUUCCUGUUUUUUUCAGAUUGAAAUGCACACGGGACGGAUCAUGAAUAUUUUAACCAUGUGCACUUUAUUGGGAACGAGUGCGUAAGGGUGUUAGCUAAAAACACACGAGAGUUCAUGGACUGGUUUAACGAGUUCACUGGGCACAAAUGGCCACCAUUAGUUCUGGCAUAUUGCAAGCCAAUCUGACUCUCUGUGUUCCCUGCCACACAACCGCAGAUUAACUAGUUCAUCAUCAGUACUCUUGCCUGUAUUUCCCCUACAUAUAGUUCUUACGUAGAAUCUCAUUUAUUUGCAUAGAAUCACAAAAAACAAUCAUUUACUAUCUGCAAUUUGAAAUGCAAACUAUGCCUUGAGAGUCCAGCUGUAGGAGGACUAAUUGGUUUAAACUGCUCAUCUGCCUUCAUGUUUUAUUCAUCAGCAUUCAAUAUCCCUCAUCCACUUUUUUUGCUGUGUUUUGUCAGUUUGGAGAUUACAGUUUUUGAAAUGUUAUUGCUGUGGUUUUAUAAAGGUGUGAAAGAAAUUUGCAAUAAUCUUACUGGUCUAGAUCUGCUAGGGAAAGUGUUGUGAUCAUUCUCAUAUUUCAGUAUGUCUGUUUAUACAUCUUGAAAGGAAAUCCUUCUCCACUCAUUUGUAGACUCAUUAUUUCAGCAUUUUCAGUAUUACAGCUGCUUUGAACAAUAACAAUGGCCCAUGUCCAAAAUAUAAAGGAAUUCAGGAUCAAUACCUUGUUCGUUUUUGCACUUAAAUGUUUCUUUUGUACAUGCCUGCUUAUAUGUGUAUAACGUAUUUCCAAUCCUUAUAGGGUUUAUCUAUUAAUUUGAAUUUCGUCCAUUUCCACAAAUGUAUUUAUGCCAUUGCAGAAUAGUCAAGAAGUGUGCUUGUCACAUAAGAGAGACACGUAUAAGAAAUCAGCCUGAUGAUGAUUCGUCGUCAAAGUUAGGGCUAGGAUACAAACAUACAACUCUGGGUUUGUCUGCUCAUAGUUCUGUAGUGAGGCCAUGUUUGCGUAUUUUGCAUGAACCUCCACCUUCAUGUGCCAUGCCAUGUAAGCCAAAGCAAUGCUUUCUGUUUCUUCUUGGACAUACUACAGUAUUGUCAUAGAACUUGGGGCAGCACUUGCAUGGAAGUUCCCACUUACACAGAUGUACCUCUGUGCAAGCAGCCACUGCAUGUUGCUGAAAUUACUAUCAUGUACAAUGGACUCCUCAGUUUUGAUAAUUUUGUGUGUCAUUUUCACAUGUGCUACUGCAAGAUUCCCUUUCUUUUAUGGAAUGUGUGUCUUUGUGUGUGGGGGUAUAUUCCAUAAAAUGAUUAUAUAUACGGUUAUAUACUUGCGGAUAAACCCAUUUGCAGAUAAGCUGACACUCAACCUUUUUAACCAAAAUACUAUAAAAAUGUACCACCUGCAGAUAAGCCAAUUGUGAAAAUUAAAACAUGAAAAUUUUGAGGGUCAGCAUAUCUGUGGGUGGGCUUAUCCACAAAUAUGUACGGGUACUUUAAAAAAGUAUUACUGUGUAUGCUGGUGGAUAAACCCACUGACAGAUAAGCUGAACCCAAGUUGGGGGGUGCAUUUUAGAACCUAAAAUUCUCAGCUUAUCCACAAGUAUAUAUGGCAUAUCAAUUAUACUCCACCUAAUGAUUGAAUUAUUACUAAUAUGCCACUGAUAGCAUUUAAAUCUGGUAGUUGAUCCUAGGAAAUUUUCAGAUUACAGCAGGUUGUCAAGCGCUAGCAAUAGUUACAUGUGAAGGAUAUCAUGCUUUGAGCAUAUCCUAACAACAAACAUGGGGGUUU
This is a messenger RNA of Candoia aspera, 3778 nucleotides long. It is a transcript of the gene VANGL1, whose product is annotated as VANGL planar cell polarity protein 1. The transcript is spliced from 8 exons. Bases 343 to 1911 code for a protein of 522 amino acids. Gene Ontology annotation, cellular component: plasma membrane. The record is from RefSeq and is a predicted model, not a curated record. Lineage: Eukaryota; Metazoa; Chordata; Lepidosauria; Squamata; Candoiidae. Gene Ontology annotation, biological process: multicellular organism development.